AUGGCAAGUAAUCACAAACCAACACAAAAUGAUCUUCAUAAACAAGAACCAUUCAUUGAAAAUAAUAUGGAUUUUCAAAAUGAUGGUAACAGCGAACCAAUGCAAGUAAACGUACACAUUAAUACUACAAUUAAUAUCAAUCUUCUUCGUAACAUAGUACGAUCUGAUGACCAUAAUAACCGUACAAAAAAUAUGAAUGUGAAUAUAAAAAAUAUAAAGAUACAAGAAAAUAUUGAUAAUUAUGGCCGUAAUAAUACGAAAGAUGAAGUUGAAGAUGAAGAAACAAUUGAAAUAGAAUAUUAUAGACGUGCACCCAGUCAAAAACAUCAUCAUGCUCAAUAA
Messenger RNA from Adineta ricciae, 342 nucleotides. Lineage: Eukaryota; Metazoa; Rotifera; Eurotatoria; Adinetida; Adinetidae. The record is from the annotation of a GenBank genome assembly.